Messenger RNA from Thermothielavioides terrestris NRRL 8126, 939 nucleotides. RefSeq lists its product as uncharacterized. The transcript has 5 exons. The coding region runs from base 1 to 939 and encodes 312 amino acids. Lineage: Eukaryota; Fungi; Ascomycota; Sordariomycetes; Sordariales; Chaetomiaceae. The record is from RefSeq and is a predicted model, not a curated record.
AUGGUGAGGUAUGCCUUCGUUACCUUCGCUGGAUUGGCCGCGGCGUUGCCGCUCAACAUUAAUCUCGGGGCCUACUCACCAGCACUAGUUGUCGGUGAUGGUGAAAUCAGCUUCGGAGGUAGGCAGGACGUGUCGAGUCUCAUCACCGCGCUCGAAGGCGCUGCGGUUAACGCAGCCGCAGGCGCAGCCAACGCCGCUGCGGGUGGCAACGCCAACACAGCGGCUGGGGGUACUGUGGUCGCCGCCGCCGCCGCGACCUCGGCUCCCACGCCUGUGCCCACCGCCGCGGAGAGCGCAGCCACAGAUCCGGUGCUUGCCGAGCAGGCCCAGCAAAUAGCCAGCCUCCAGGGACUGGGAAAGGCCAUCGCACCCCGUAUCGGGGACGGGAAGCUGGGCAAGCGAGACCUCGCUGGCUUCAACCGGGCUCUCACAUUCGCCGAGGCCGCCCUGACGAAGGGCCCCAAGGUGGAGCUCGGCACGGGCGCCGAGGGCUCCGGCGUCGGUAUCAUCGUCGACCACAACACCGUAGGAGGAGGCCAAGGCGACGGCGCCGGCGCGGCCGCGAAGCGCGACACCACCGCCGCCACCGCCCCCCGGCGCCGCGUUAAGGUGACCACCAUGUUUGUGCGCCGCGGCAUACCAGCCUCCCUACAAGCCCGCUCAGAAGACGUCCUCGCCGCCGCAGCAGCAGCCGCCACCGCCGUGACCGCCCGCGCGCCCGCACCAGCCGACGCCAGCGCCAACUCCAACUCCAACACCAGCCCGGCCGUCCCUGUGUCGGCGGCGGCCAGGCGCGCCGAGAGCGCGUUGCUCGACGCGGUCAACCUCAACGUGGACGGUGACGCGGGCGUUACCAUGACGUUUGUCGAGCCGGUUGAGGAGGAUGGGGAGGCGGAGGGGGAUCAAGGGGAAGGGGAGCGGCAGAGGGUGGUUGUGUGA